This is a messenger RNA of Penaeus monodon (black tiger shrimp), 2659 nucleotides long. RefSeq names its product ankyrin-1-like. Gene Ontology annotation, biological process: protein localization to ciliary inversin compartment. The transcript is spliced from 6 exons. Gene Ontology annotation, molecular function: protein binding. Bases 185 to 2470 code for a protein of 761 amino acids. The record is from RefSeq and is a predicted model, not a curated record. Lineage: Eukaryota; Metazoa; Arthropoda; Malacostraca; Decapoda; Penaeidae. Gene Ontology annotation, cellular component: ciliary inversin compartment.
UCAUCCUGUGGUUAGUUGUGUGUUAAAACCUUCAGAAGGUAACUGUGAUUGUGGUUCAAAGAAAAUGAAUGUUUUAAGUUGACAGAAACGGAGCUAAUUUCUCAUUUGCAAAGGAAGGGAGAAUUUAAUUCGCUACUGCUGACAGUCAGAUUCUAUGAACAGGACAACGAAGUGAUUCCAACGAAUGGAAAAGAAAACUAAGGAAAGAAGAAAAAACACCAUGCCAGAACGAAAGGUAAAUGAUAAUGGCAGCCUCAAGUACAAUACUCGACCAGUGGCGUAUGUCUCCAUCCCUGUAGUUGAUACCAAAAGUUCCAGAAAAGUGUCAGAUGAAGUAUCACUCCGCGAUGCAGUUGUCAGAAAGGACUUCCACCUGUGCGUCAAACUGCUGGAGGAGGGAGCCGACGUCAACGCCACGGAUGAAGACGAGGCGACCCUCUUGCACAUCUUAGCUCGAAAAUAUUCCAAGGUGGAAACCCGAGCCAAGAAAAUCCCGGCGCUUCUGCUGCAGCACGGGGCGAACAUCAACGCCAAGGACAAGAAUGGAGACACGCCGCUUCACGUCGUCGCGAGAGAAGGCUCGGAGGACUUCUGUCGAGUCAUCCUGGAUCACAUCUCUCGGAACCCAGGGGUCAAAGUGGACACGAAGAAUAAGAAGCUGAUGACCCCUCUGCAUCUGGCGUCCCAACAGGGCCACGACAGAAUAGUGCAGCUACUUCUCGACGUGGGAUCCGACCCUCUGUCCUCGGAUGGCCAAAAAUACCUCCCCAUCCACCAUGCCGCAGAGAAGGGCUAUGCCACGUGCUGUAAAUUGCUCUUCCCUUCGUACCCAGGCGAUGCCAAAAUGGAAUCCAAGGUAAUGACGCCUUUGAUGUUGGCCGCCAGAGGUGGGUUUUACAGGUGCCUCGAAGUGAUGGCAGGUGAAAAAAUCGCCUUGAAUAAGCAGGACCAGCAGGGCAACACCGCACUACACAUAGCUGCAAAGGCAGGAUUUGAUAAAUUCGUGAAACAGAUCAUUGCCUUGGAAAGCGACAUCAACAUCAAGAACAAGGCAGGGAACACACCGCUUAUGGAAGCCGCAACGAAAAAUCGUGCAAGUUGCCUGUUGAUGUUGUUGCACAAAGGAGCCAAGGUGGAUGAAGUCAACAAGGUGAAGAGAAGUAUUUUGCAUAUUGCCUCUGAUAAGAGGUCUGGCGAAUGCAUGGAAUAUAUCCUGAAAAAUGGUGACACGAAGAAGGUGAUUAACCUCCAGGAUAACGAUGGUUGCACCGCACUCCAUAUAGCAAUCAAGAGAGACUAUGAGAAAUGUGCCCUUUUGCUCCUCGACGCUGGAGCCUCGCCCGAAGUGGCAUGCAAGCAAAGGUUCACCCCUCUCCAUCUGGCCACUCAAGGCACUAAGACGAAUGUGCUAGAAAGCCUUCUUAAAAUCAAAGGCUUGGAUCUGGACCCCGAAAACUUAAACAAAGAGACACCCUUCCACCUGGCUGCCAAGAGCGGCUUAAGAGACACGUGCCUUCUGCUUCUGAGGAAAGGCGCUCGGCUGAACGCCGUGAACAAACACGGCCAAACGGCUCUCCAUCUUAGUGCUUACCAUGGACAUCACUCUGUCGUAAAAUUAUUGAUCAAAAGAGGAAUCGACAAACGGGCGACAGAUGAUAAGGGCUCAGUGGCGCUCCAUGCAGCUGCGCUUAAGGGUAAUCUCGAAUGCUGCAAAGUGCUCGUGGAGGCCGACAGGGUUAGCGGCAAGGAAAAAAACAAAGGGGACAGGUAUCCCCUCGAUUAUGCCUUUAUUAACGGCCACCAAAAAGUAUACCAGUUCCUCUUGCAGAGUCUGCCGUUCAAGAGCAUCGCCACCCUACCUCAGGAAAUGCAUGAGAGACUUCACUCGCACACUCACAAGGCGCUAAAAGAAAGUAACAAAUCAGCUGUUGAAACAAUUGUGGAGAGCAUAUGGUGGGAAGCCGGUUUCGGUUCUGGCAAAAAGCACGAUGGGGAGCCUUGUAAGAACUUUAGAGACCUUGUCAAACUUUACCCUUCAUUAGCUGAGAAAGUGAUGGACAAGUGCACCACCACUUGCCCGACAACGAGAGUCAAGUCCUACGAUUUCAGGAUAUUUGAGGACAACUACUAUCUCGGGCAAGAGAGGAGGAAUGACUCGGAUUUAUCCCAAAGCCCAUUCUACCAAGACACGUGGAGGGUCAUUUCCUUUGCGGAGGAAAUAGUCACCGACAACCUCCUCUGGAAGAAGGAACACCCCGUAAACCUCAUGGUCGUUCACCGCUGCCCCCAGCUCCUGCAGCACCCACUGACCAACGCCUGGCUCAGUCAUAAGUGGAGAGCCUAUCAUUCGGUUCAUCUACAUCGGGACGCUCUUUCUGCAGCUGAUUUUCCUGACGGCUCUGGUAGCCUUCAUGGUCGUGGUGCAGAACUGGCAACAGGUAACCAAUACAUACAAUAUGACAGAAGAUGAGUUCUGCAGAGCUAUCCAAGGGCCUUACGAGCUCACGCCGGCCGUGAACUCUACUUCCUUCGUUCAAGAAACCAAUGCAACGUCUUCUCGACCUCCCGACGUGGCAGAAGAGGAGCCAGUUCUCAGCUGGGAUUCCUGGCGGUCCCACAUCUGCCAUGCGGCGCUCGGUUUUUGCCUGUUCUUGCAGAU